AUGCGUUUCACCAUCGCCUCCGUUGCCAUCAUGGCUGGUGCCGUCGCCGCUGUUCCUCAGUACAGCGUCCAGCCCAUCUCUCAGAUCUCCGACGGUCAGAUUCAGGCUCCCCCUGCCACCAGCGCUGUUGGCUCUGCUGUCCCUCUCCCUUCGCCAUCUGACGUCUCCGUCCCCGCUGGUGUCACCUCUGCCCUCUCCUCCGCUGCUGACAUGACCUCCACUCUCGCUGUCACUGAGACCGCUUCCGUCACCUCGGUUGUAGUUGUCCCCACUGCUACUCCCGUUGCCCCCAGCGGCUCCAUGGUCACCCCCAUCGUUGGCGGUAACUCCACUGCCUCUGCUACUGGCUCCGCUGCCGUCUCCUCCACUGCCUCAUCUGAGGAGUCCGCUACCUCUGGUGUCGCUGGCAGCUCCACCGAGAGCGCCUCUGCUCCCGAGUCCACUGGUGCCGCCGCCGGCAACAUGGUCUCCUUCGGUGGACUUGUCUUCGCCAUCGGUGCCGCUGUAUUCGCAUAA
Molecule: messenger RNA, 516 nt
Organism: Alternaria burnsii
Lineage: Eukaryota; Fungi; Ascomycota; Dothideomycetes; Pleosporales; Pleosporaceae
Exons: 2
Coding region: 1-516 (171 amino acids)
Cellular component (GO): cell wall
Molecular function (GO): structural constituent of cell wall
Source: RefSeq, a predicted model, not a curated record